AUGACUGCUGACCAACCGCAUACUGGUGGUAGUGUUAUCGUGGUGACUGCUGACCACCCGCAUACUGGUGGUAGUGUUGUCGUGGUGACUGCUGACCACCCUCAUACUGGUGGUAGUGCUGUCGUGGUGGUGACUGCUGACCACCCUCAUACUGGUGGUAGUGUUGUCGUGGUGACUACUGACCAACCGCAUACUGGUGAUAGUGUUGUCGUGGUGACUGCUGACCACCCGCAUACUGGUGGUAGUGUUGUCGUGGUGACUGCUGACCAACCGCAUACUGGUGGUAGUGUUGUCAUGGUGACUGCUGACCACCCUCAUACUGGUGGUAGUGUUGUCGUGGUGACUGCUGACCACCCGCCUACUGGUGGUAGUGUUGUCGUGGUGACUGCUGACCACCCGCAUACUGGUGGUAGUGUUGUCGUGGUGACUGCUGACCAACCGCAUACUGGUGAUAGUGUUGUCGUGGUGACUGCUGACCACCCUCAUACUGGUGGUAGUGUUGUCGUGGUGACUGCUGACCACCCGCCUACUGGUGGUAGUGUUGUCGUGGUGACUGCUGACCACCCGCAUACUGGUGGUAGUGUUGUCGUUGUGACUGCUGACCAACCGCAUACUGGUGAUAGUGUUGUCGUGGUGACUGCUGACCACCCUCAUACUGGUGGUAGUGUUGUCGUGGUGACUGCUGACCACCCGCAUACUGGUGGUAGUGUUGUCGUGGUGACUGCUGACCACCCUCAUACUGGUGGUAGUGUUGUCGUGGUGACUGCUGACCAACCGCAUACUGGUGGUAGUGUUGUCAUGGUGACUGCUGACCACCCUCAUACUGGUGGUAGUGUUGUCGUGGUGACUGCUGACCACCCGCAUACUGGUGGUAGUGUUGUCGUGGUGACUGCUGACCACCCUCAUACUGGUGGUAGUGCUGUCGUGGUGACUGCUGACCAACCGCAUACUGGUGAUAGUGUUGUCGUGGUGACUGCUGACCACCCGCAUACUGGUGGUAGUGUUGUCGUGGUGACUGCUGACCAACCGCAUACUGGUGAUAGUGUUGUCGUGGUGACUGCUGACCACCCUCAUACUGGUGGUAGUGUUGUCGUGGUGACUGCUGACCACCCGCAUACUGGUGGCAGUGUUGUCGUGGUGACUGCUGACCACCCGCAUACUGGUGAUAGCGUUGUCGUGGUGACUGCUGACCACCCGCAUACUGGUGGUAGUGUUGUCGUGGUGACUGCUGACCAACCGCAUACGGGUGGUAGUGUUGUCAUGGUGACUGCUGACCACCCUCAUACUGGUGGUAGUGUUGUCGUGGUGACUGCUGACCAACCGCAUACUGGUGGUAGUGUUGUCAUGGUGACUGCUGACCACCCUCAUACUGGUGGUAGUGUUGUCGUGGUGACUGCUGACCACCCGCAUACUGGUGGUAGAGUUGUACAGUACAUGUGA
Messenger RNA from Sycon ciliatum, 1440 nucleotides. RefSeq lists its product as uncharacterized. Lineage: Eukaryota; Metazoa; Porifera; Calcarea; Leucosolenida; Sycettidae. The transcript has a single exon. The record is from RefSeq and is a predicted model, not a curated record. Bases 1 to 1440 code for a protein of 479 amino acids.